Cyanidioschyzon merolae strain 10D is the source of this 1959-nucleotide messenger RNA. RefSeq lists its product as hypothetical. The record is from RefSeq and is a predicted model, not a curated record. The transcript has a single exon. Gene Ontology annotation, molecular function: phosphatidic acid binding; GTP binding; phosphatidylinositol binding. The coding region runs from base 1 to 1959 and encodes 652 amino acids. NCBI's taxonomy places the organism in Eukaryota, Rhodophyta, Bangiophyceae, Cyanidiales, Cyanidiaceae.
AUGGAAAACUUGCUCUUCCAGGCAGAAGGAAUCGGAACCGGGAACGACACCGAUUCUGAACCCGGCGAUGAGCGCAACUCAACAACCGAGCUCUGGGAGCACAGCGCUGCGGCACUGGCGCGCAACCCCUGCGGCUGUCCUGCAGAAGAAAGCCAAGCACGAUGUUGCCGCGACCUAGACGCUAGGCAAAACUCCCAUAGUCAUCCGGAACAACGAGCGAUCGUCUGUACGCACGAGGCGGUGUUCAGCCUCGACGAACGCGGCUCAGUAGCGGCUCCGUCGCUGGAUACCCGACACUUACUUGCUGAGCCACCGGCACUCGCAACCUCGCUUGGCACCCAUUAUCGGCAAAUUGGGCUUGCCGUUCCGCCAAAUGGGGAACUGCAGUGCUUCACGCCUCGAGGAGAGGCGCUUUCAGCCUACUGGCGAACGAGUCAACUCGGGGGGCCUGUCACGAGUACCUGCGUCGGCGAACUGGAUCCGCUCGAGCACGUCGCUAACCAGACCGUGCUGGACGCGACAUCGAGCCGGGGGCUCACUACACCCGCAGAGCACCAUGAAAAGGGCAUUGCAGAGCCAGUGACGACGCAACCCGUUUUCCGAAUCGUUCUCACAGGUGGUCCGUGCGCCGGCAAGACCACUGCAAUGGCCCUGUUGGCUGAAAGGUUCCGUUCCCGCGGUUUCCGGGUAUUCCUCGUACCAGAGGCUGCAACGCUGCUCUUUACGGGCGGUGCCGGCCAGGCGAAUAUCACUGGAGACUCAGAGUGUCGGAUCCUGUUCCAGAGCAUUCUAGCUCGCCUCCAGAUCACACUGGAGGACGGUUUCUUCGCGCUGGCACAACAGUGUCGAGCGCCGUCUAUCGUUCUCUGUGAUCGCGGCUUCCUCGAUGGUCGUGCCUACAUGUCUGGAGACGAGUAUACCGAAAUGCUUGGUCAAAACGCAUGGAAUCUGAUCGAGAUGCGCGAUCAGCGGUACGACGCUGUCUUGCACCUGGUGACUGCAGCGGAUGGAGCGGAAUCGUUUUACACCUGCGAGGGCCACGCUGCGCGUUCGGAAAGCCUCCGUGAAGCACGACAAGUGGACGCUCGAACCCGGGAAGCUUGGUCGGGUCAUCCGCGCCUGUACGUUAUCGAAAAUCGCAAUCGCUGGCUGGCAGAGCAUUCAUCGACGUGCUCUCUGGACGAGGCCCCAGCCGCUGCACCACCGAAUGACCAAGAAUUCCUACCGCUGGGGCACUGCACACCGUCUCCAGGUUUCGCGGAGAAAAUGGAACGUCUCUUCUCCAUCGUUUGCCGGCUUGUUGGCUUGCCAACUCCGGCCCAUAUGCUGGAUCGCAAGUUCCUUCUCACGCCCGACGCGAACAUGGUGAAUCAUUUGCGAGCAGAUCCACAUGUUCGUGGCCUGCAGACGUUUCGCGUUGAGCAGACAUUCCUCAUUCGCGCGCAGGCCUCUAGUAGCAAUGACAAGUCGGAUCCCAAGAACCAAUCCCAGGCACCAGUGUUUUGGGCCAGUCAGCAAGAGCAUGUGCGGCGGCGAGGUCGAGACGGUUUCCAUAGCUACACGCACUGCAUCCGCCGCCGCUAUGCAGAAUGGAGUCACCAGCAAUCGAAUCCAAUCUCAGAGCGCAAAGCACAGCCGUGGGUUGAACUGCGCCGCAACAUCAGCCUCCAAGAGUAUCAUUUGUUGCUGGGGUACGCAGACCCACGUCAUCGGACGCUUUUAGUAUGGCGUUCCUGUUUCUUCUAUCACAAUGCUUACUUUGUUCUAGACCAGAUAGAGAACGCAAACGUUGGGCCGGUGGCGCUUCUUCGAACGAGCGCUUCGUCAACGUCGCGCUCGGGGUCGACGGACGCGCCGACGCCUGCGGGACUCCCGCUCAGCAACUGCGUUCGCUGUGAAGUGACCGCUGAUGCGAGGUACGCAUUCUACGCCCUGUCUCGACGCUGUCCAUGUAGUUAG